UAUAAAUUCAAGCACCUAGGCAUGCAGACUGCUUCUACUAAUAUUUGUGAAAGAAUGGGUCGCUCUCAGGAACUCAGUGAAUUCAAGCGUAGUACCGUGAUAGUUGCCACCCGUGCAGUAAGUCCAUCCUUGAAAUUUUCUUGCUACUAAAUAUUCCAUGGUCAACAAAGUGGAAGCAACUAGGAACAACAGCAACUCAGCCACAAAGUGAUAAAAAUAAACAGAGCGGGGUCAGCGCAUGCUGAAACGUGCAGUGUGCGUUUCUGUGGCCAACUGUCUGUAGGUCUGUGG
Messenger RNA from Staurois parvus, 291 nucleotides. The record is from the annotation of a GenBank genome assembly. NCBI's taxonomy places the organism in Eukaryota, Metazoa, Chordata, Amphibia, Anura, Ranidae.